Molecule: messenger RNA, 5103 nt
Organism: Effrenium voratum
Lineage: Eukaryota; Dinophyceae; Suessiales; Symbiodiniaceae
Source: the annotation of a GenBank genome assembly
AGACACAUAGCCUCGAGAUGCAGCUCACACAUGAUUUGACUUUGGCAGACGAACUUGGCUACGGGAGCUCAGGUGAUGCGAGUUGCCCAACUUCUCCUUGGCUUUGCAGCAUUGCCGCUUGGAGUCCGAAGUGCAGAACUGGGAUUUGACAGAGAAUGCACCGGAUAUGAUGAAGAAUGGGGCCGAUGUCCUGAUCUCGAUCAUUGCGGAGGGCCAUGUGUACCACGAGACUGUCAAUUCAGUGACUGGCAGGACUGGUACAGUAGCGGAGGCUGCACCGGGCUUCUCCAUCGACGCAGAGAGGUAACGGUCAUCAACAACGAAUGUGGCUAUCCCUGUCACGGGCCCACGGUGGAAUCACACCGAGUUGGUGACACAACAAUCCCGUGCGAAGAGACGUUGUCAGACUGCAAGUUCUCCGCUUGGUCCUCAUGGACUGCUUGCAAUUCUAGCUACGAUCAGUCGACAAGACAUCGUGGAAUCGAGGCGCCGGCAAGUCCAGAUGGGAAUCCUUGCCAUGGGCCCGUGAAAGAGACAAAGGCUUGCUUGGCCGAAGAUGCUCCACUGAGCUGCUUGUGGUCACAGUGGGGUUCGUGGGGCCGGUGCAGUGUGUCGUGUGGAAGUGGAAGGCAUGAGAGGAUGCGGCGCAUUCAGAGAAAGUCUGAUCCUGGUGGUCUUUCAUGUUCGGGGUCCCAAUUGGAAAACGGCGCCUGCAACUACGGGGAUUGCCAAGCCACAGAUUGCAGGCUGUCUGAAUGGUCUGCCUGGUCUGAGUGUGAGGCAAUUCACAGCCAGCGUUUCCGGCGCCGAAGUGUAGAAGUUGCUCCCAGUAAUGGGGGAGGAGACUGUGGCGACGAAUUUCUGAUUGAGACUGUGGCAUGUUACGCGCCCACGACGGCGGGUGAAGACUGUGAUAUCGGCCUGUGGUCGCAAUGGAGCGAUUGCUCCAAGACGUGCGGUGGCGGUCAGAUGUACCGGAAUCGACAGCUUUUGAAGCCGAACACGGAGGGUGGCUAUUGCCACCAUGCAGUCUUGCACCAAGCCGAGCCUUGCGGGAUGGCAGACUGCAGACCUAUUGAGUCCGGAGACUGCCAGUUUGAGCAAUGGGCGACAUGGUCCACUUGCGAUGCUCCGUGUGGCAAAGGCACUCGCGAGCGCUUGAGGAAGAUUGCUGUCUACGCGAUGAACACUGGCCGUGGUUGUGAAGGAGCCACAAGGGAAGUUUCCGAGUGCCAGCUGCACGAUUGCCAGGUCGUUGACUGUCAGUGGAGUGAGUGGUAUGAUUGGUCAGUAUGCUCGGCCUCAUGUGAUGGCGGGACCCAGCGUCGCGAGAGAAACGUGGCAGUGGCGCCACAACAUGGUGGCAGUCUCUGCGUUCCGAACGACAAAAGCGAGAUGGCGCCUUGCAAUACUAUGCCUUGUGACGAGGCCUGCACUGACGGUGAAUGGGCUAGCUGGAGCAGUUGGACACGAUGUUCUGCAACGUGUGAUGUGGCCUACAAGUCCAGACGCAGAGAUGUAGCAGUCCAGCCCAGCCGCUGUGGCAAGCCAGCGGUUGGCUUGCGCGAGGAGUUCAAGGAGUGCGCUAACCUGCAGCCCUGCAACUUCAACCAGGAUUGUGUGUUGGGAGAAUGGAAUCAGUGGUCGGAGUGCAGCUGCAGCUGUUUCGGCAUUCAGGAAAGAAAUCGUGUCAUUGAGCAAUUUGCAGCUGGAUCCGGAAAGUCGUGCAAUGGCACCGUGAAAGAGAUCAUUCCUUGCAAUCCCGGCCCUGGAGAGGAACGCGAUGAGCAUUGCGGAAACAUGAAGCGUGAACAAGAUUGUGUGAUCUCUAUCUGGGAUACUUGGAGCGACUGCACCGCGACAUGUGGAGGAGGACAACGAGAGCGAGCCCGACACAUUGUCCAGCAAUCGGCCCAUGGUGGAACGCCCUGCAGUGGCGAUCUUGCAGAACUCGAGCCAUGCAGCGAGGAGCAUUGUCCUGAAGCCGGUUGCCAUGAUUGCCUGUGGAGUGAGUGGACACAUUGGGGAAGCUGCUCCAAGUGUGGCGGCCAAAGGUUUCGAUACCGGAACAUUCAACAAAUGCCGAACUACUGUGGAAAGCCAUGCGAGCCAAUGGAUGCAAGGGAAGCAGGACCUUGCUACAGCAAGUGCGAAGACGAAGUCUUUUGUAGUUGGACUGACUGGUCGGAGUCUGAAUCUUGCGACAAGUGUGGCACCGCAAGUACGACUCGCAACAGAGCCUUGGGUCUUAUGCCAUUUCAAGUGGGGUCCUUCUUUAUGGUGGAGGACGAGUCCUCCUGUGCUGGCACGCAGCUAAACGUUACGCAGUGCCCGCUGAAAGAGUCAUGCCGGACGUGCAUCCCGCAGAAUUGCACGUUUUCAAGCUGGAGCGCAUGGCAUGAUCCCACCUGCCUGGGCCUUUGCGAGCGUCACCGUGUCAUCAGCCAGCACAACAACGAUUGCGGAAGUGGAUGCCAAGGCCCAACAUUGGAGUCGAAGCAGUGCCCGGUGGUUUGCCAGGAGGAGCAGGAUUGUGAACUUGGUCCUUGGUCUGAUUGGGAAGGGUGCGAGGUGACAAUGGCAAUGGGCGGCACAUUGAGGCUGCAAAUGGACCGGAGAAGAGAAAUCAUAAAGAUGCCAAUGAAUGGCGGAAUGCCAUGCACCGGACAGCUGGUGCAAACAAAAGGCUGUCCCAAGAUUCCUCAAAACUGCGUGCUCGGACAAUGGUCCAGCUGGUCCACUUGCAGCACCCGCUGCGUCACUGGAUGGCACACCCGGCAGCGUGCAGUGGAUCAGCAAGCCCGGCAUGGGGGCGAGUCAUGCGUCGGACCACUCUUUGAGGUUGACCUUUGCUUGGGAGCAAACCCGGACUGCAGAGAAUCAGGAAGGGAAGAUUGCAAAUGGUCGCCUUGGGCCGAGUGGUCUCAUUGCGGACUAGAUGGACAGAUGUCUCGAAAGCGCAGAAUUACGCAGCUGCCUUCGGUUUUUGGAGAACCCUGCGAGGGUUCACUCUCUGACACAGCAUCGUGUGACAGUGAGCGAGUUGACUGCGUUGUGUCACCAUGGUCUGCGUGGGACAACUGCGACCGCUCAUGUGAUGGUGGACAGUCGCAUCGCCACCGAGAGGUGCAUCGUUAUCCUUCUGACGGCGGCAAUCCAUGUCCGCAUAUCCUCAUGGAGACCAAAGGCUGCAACAGCCAGUCGUGCAGCGGACAUGACUGUGUACUUUCAGAUUGGACGCAUUGGGGCUUUUGCUCGGCAACUUGUGGCGUUGGCCAAAAGACACGCAGUCGAGAGAUUCUCAGUCUCCGCGGGGUUGACGGACAUGGUUGCUAUGACAUGCUGGGUGAGGUCCAGGAGUGCGUCAAUGCAGUGGAGUGCGAAGCUAGAGAUUGCGCGUGGGGUGGAUGGUCUAGUUGGAGUUACUGCUCCCGUUCCUGUGAUGGUGGAUUUCGCUCUCGAAAGCGUCACAUUCAGACGGUGCCAAACAAGAACGGCAGGCAAUGUGAUGCUGAGAUCAAGGAAAGCAUUGAACCUUGCAACACGCAAAAGUGCUCGCACUCCGAGUGCACAGACGGGCUUUGGAGUCACUGGUCAGACUGGUCACCAUGCUCUGUGUCCUGCGACAGAGGUACAACGUUCCGAACGCGCCAAGUCACUCAGUCGGCCAACGAAUGCGGCAAUUUCCCACCGGGAAAGAGCACAGAGACCCGGAUAUGCGAAGUAAGCACGCCCUGCGUCCCUGAAAGGGACUGUGAGUUCGGAGAGUGGAGCGCUUGGGGCCCUUGCUCUGCAGAAUGUGAUGGAAUGCAGGAACGAUCCCGAGCGGUCUUGCACUAUGGGCUUGGACAUGGAUUAUGGUGCCGUGGUCCUCUGAAAUUGAUUCGUCCGUGCCACCCACUGCUUGGUUCUCCACGCCCUGCAGUUUGCCACACUGAUCAUCCUGUGGAUUGUGUCAUGGGUACGUGGACAGGGUGGAGCAGGUGCACGGCAGAAUGUGACGGUGGCGUGCAGAGACGAACUCGGGUUGUUGCGCAACGCGCAUCGCAUGGUGGAAGGGGGUGCUUGGCAGCCCUCUCAGAAGUGCAGGAAUGCAACCGUCACCUCUGCAGUGGUGGGAAUUUACCAGUAGAUUGCGAAGUCGGGCAAUGGCAAGAAUGGGGCUUGUGUAGCAGGUGUGAUGGUGAGAGGACACGCUUCCGCAACAUAUUGCGGUAUGCCUCGGAUGGUGGCAAGCCGUGUGAUCAGAUGAGCGUCAGGGAGGUUGGCAAAUGUCCGCGCAUGUGCCGUGGUAAUCUCUUUUGCACAUGGGCCACUUGGGAGGAUUGGGGCCCCUGCAGCAAGACUUGUGGUCGAGGUGGAAAGAGACGUCGCCGCCGCUAUUUGCACCUGACAGAGAAUGGGGAAGAGCUACCGCCAGAACCAGGUGCAGAACAGCUCAUCACCACUACUGCCAGUACGACUACAAUUCAGGAGUUCGUCGCCGCUCCAGUGCUGCCGACAUUGCCACCUGUAAUAGCUUUACCGACUCCUGUGCCGACUCCUGCACCGAUUGCACCAACUUUGGCACCUUGGCAGAUGUACAACGGCUUGGAGGUCCACAAGGUCAAUAAUUUCAGUGCGGCCACGGGAGCCUUUGCCCUGUACGAAAGGUCCCAGGAGCUGGAAUCCAAUCACUUCGCGGACUUGCUGCUUUCCUUUGCAGGUGGAUUUAUCAGCUUAAGUCUCCUGCUUGCAGCUCGAAGUUGGAUAUCCACUUUCAGGGAGAGUGCGGACACAGCGCCCUUGCUGACGCCGAUCUGAGCAGGGCAAAGCACGCACUGAGCCUCGGCCCUGAGCUGGGUCACCUCGGCCCGUGGACUCGGAUAGCCGCGACAUGUCCAAACGUUGUAUCAGCUCGUGGAACUUUGGAACUUUGUACAUUCAUCCGAUGGCAACGCGCGUGAGAUCUUCCAUUGGCUUGCAAGAUAUGAUUUGUGCCGAACUAGUCAUGCAAAACGCACUUUCCGGCCCAGCCUUCACCUCCGUUCCAAAGCGAGCGUUUUUCGCCAAUGCUGCGAAAUGCGCUAGGAGGUGGUCGGAGCAGCUCUAGGCUGUCAAGAG